GCGAUAACAGCAAAUUAUUGGGUUUUAGUAAUUUCAAAUUAUAUUUUCAUUCUAUUAUUAAAUUAUGUCAUUAUGACGGUAGAUAGACUUAUCACUGAACAAUUAUGAGCGACUCUUGCAGUGAAAAUACCGAUUUCUUAGUGUCUCUGCCAUCGGAUUUCUUUCAAGUUCACACAUCAGAUAGUGAAGCGGUUAAUGAUUCAGGAACCGAGGAAUUGUUAAUCAGCUCCAGUAGCAGUUUUAAAGGUGUAAUUAACGAUUUAGUAACAAAUUUGGAUACUUUGUCUAGUCAAAUUAAUGAAAUUGAACAAAUGGAAACUAGUUGUAUCAGCAAUGGACUGGCUAGUCCACUCAGUACUUCCUCACCUCUUAAACUAAAUUGUGAAAAAAAAAUUAACUAUAGCUCCAUUGAUUCAUUAAUGCAUGAAAUGGUUAAUACUUAUGAAUACAAUGAUAAAUUAUUAAGAAAUAUGGGUAAUGGUCAUCCUCAGCGUAAUGUCAAUUUCCAAGAAAAUGAUGUCAGAUCCCCUGCCAAAAUCAAAGAAAGCGUUUGUGAGGGAUUAAAUAAUAACAAAUUACAAAGUUUAUGUGACAACUUGGAUAAUGUAAAUGCACAUGAACCAAUUUUAAAUGAUACUCAGAAAUUGGAUUCUGUUUCAAAAGAGAAUUUAUGGUUAAAACUCGGAAAGGAAAUUUACCGCAGACAAAAUAUUGAAAAAAAAGUAGUUGAUUUAGAAGAAAAAUUAAUAAAUUACGAAAAAAAAAUUGGUGAAUGCAAAGAAAUGGACAGUCAAAAAAAUAAUCUUCUUGAUGAACUUGCUGCACGAUCUGCUAUGAUUUUAAGUCAAGUAAGAGCAUAUAGUUCUAUAAAUGAAAAACUCAAUCAUGAUUUACAAGGAGAACGUAAGAAUAAAAAAGAUAUAUUGGAAGCAAUGAAAGAAAAAAUUGAACUUUACAAAUUUGAUUCAGCUAAAGCUAUUUCUCGUUGUAAUUCUUAUAAAGCUAGAACAGAAAGCGCAGAACGAAGGUUGAAUGAGUUAAUGAAAAAUUGCCAAAAAGUAGAAGAACAAACCAAACAUAUGCAAUUAAAUAUAGAACAAAAAAACGAAGAAAUAGAAAGACUUCAAAAUGAAUUAAUUAAAACACAAGAAAAAAAUAAAAAUGUUACUGAAAAGUACAAUAGAACUAUAGAUAAAUGUAAUGAAUUAGAAAAAGAAGUAUUAAUUCUAAACCAAGAAAAAAAGGUGCUAUGUGACAAAACAUUAAAAUAUGACCAACUUUUGGAUCAAAAACGAAGAAUUGAAGAAAUAGUAAAUCAAAUGAAGUGCACAGAGAUACAAACAACAGAAGAGCUGAAUGCAGCAAAAGAGGAAAUUAAAACUGUGAAGACUGAGCUAAAGAGUUUUUAUCAAAAACAACUUGAUGCUAUGUUGACCGAAAAAGUGUCAGAUUAUCAACGUAAAUUAGAUGGGAUUGUUCAAAUUACGAAUGAAGAAAAUAAAUUAUUAAAGCUGCAAAUGAAUAACCAGAUCGCUAAUUAUAAAGAAAGACACGAAAAAGAUAAAGCACAAAUUAAUGCAAAAUAUACAACAGAAUUAGAAAAUUUGGAGAAGAUUUUAAAAGAUAAAUCUGUUUAUAUUUCCACUUUGGAAAAACGUUUAGAAUCUGAGGUCCAAGAAAAACGACAAUUAGUUAAAAGUGUUAUGGAAGUUAUGAAAAAUGUUAAUAUUGAAAGUCAAUCAAAUUCAAAAUUAAAAAAUGAUAAUAAAUAUAAAAAAAAUACAUCCAAUAUCAGUAAUUCAUCUUCAAGAUUAGAAGAUGAUUUUUCGUUUUUUGAACAAGAGAAAUUAUUACAUCAAGUAACACCAACAGAAUUAAGAAAGCACAUAGAAACUCUUUUGAAUAAAUAUCCUGGAAAUCCUUUAGCACAAAAAUGAUAAUUUCAUUGUAUAAUAAUUAUUUUUUUUUUUUGUUUGAGUGAUGCAUUAAACUACAAAACUUACAUUGUUCCUUCACAUUUAACUUUUAUUUAUGUA
Sipha flava (yellow sugarcane aphid) is the source of this 2036-nucleotide messenger RNA. RefSeq names its product autophagy-related protein 23-like. NCBI's taxonomy places the organism in Eukaryota, Metazoa, Arthropoda, Insecta, Hemiptera, Aphididae. The transcript has 8 exons. Bases 105 to 1937 code for a protein of 610 amino acids. The record is from RefSeq and is a predicted model, not a curated record.